Labrus mixtus (cuckoo wrasse) is the source of this 3350-nucleotide messenger RNA. RefSeq names its product ceramide synthase 2-like. Lineage: Eukaryota; Metazoa; Chordata; Actinopteri; Labriformes; Labridae. Gene Ontology annotation, cellular component: membrane. Gene Ontology annotation, biological process: ceramide biosynthetic process. The transcript has 11 exons. Bases 736 to 1956 code for a protein of 406 amino acids. Gene Ontology annotation, molecular function: DNA binding; sphingosine N-acyltransferase activity. The record is from RefSeq and is a predicted model, not a curated record.
UCCGGUGAUAACACUUAAUUUUCACGACUGAAUGUUGCAAGGUGUUUCACUGUUUGACUUUGAGCUUUUAAAAGCUUAGGCUACCCAACAUGUUUAAGGUAUGUUACAGGGCUAAUAUAACACCAUUUCAGCCAAAAACAUUACAGAGGCUUGUGAUUUCACGUAAUGACUGUAUAAUAGGAUAAGCUAUAAUAAGCUUGUACCAGCUUUGUUGCCCUGGCUUUGUGACCAUCGCUCCAACAGCAGGAGACGCCCCAGGUGUUUCAUUAGCUGCUCAAAUAUCAAGUUACAUCCUAACCGGAAACCUUCAGAAUAAGAGCACGCCAGAAUGAUCUGUAUCGCCAAUGAUGGAAGUUUGGAUGAAGAAUUGUGUGAAAAGAUGAUUUUAAUUUUUGUUUUGUUUUGGAAGAAAUGUUUCGUCCUCAAGAGUAGUGGGGGCACCGGUCACAACACAUGAGUUUCAUUUUGUAAUAAGUAGGCGUUUCUAAUCCGUAUCAUGUCUAACUUUACACCUGAGCCGUGAUGACGGUCCACCUCCUGUCUGCUGUAGCCUAGUUGAAGGGAUAAAGCGGUGCCGAUAAGGCGCAUCCAUAACCAGGGAAAGCUCAAACAAAACACAGUUUUCAGUGGAUUUUAUCUUCUGUAUCCAGGAGUGACCAAUUCACCUACAGCACAGAGCAGCCUCUAGUGUUCCCCACCUUUUUUCUUCAACUCCACCUCUUCAUCAAGAACAGAAUGGACCUGCUGCCUGAUGUCUGGAGACAGGAUUUCUGGCUUCCUUCAGGUGUGACCUGGAUGGACAUGGACCAGCUGGCAGAUGCUGACCGGCCGCGACCCCUGGACCUCCUCAUAGCUCUGCCACUUGCACUGUGUUUUGUCGCACUACGUUACCUGUUUGACAGGUAUUUAGCCCCACCCAUGGGAAGAUGUUUGGGGGUAAAGAAAAGAUUACAAGUUACUGCAGCCCCCUCCCCAAAGCUGGAGUCGUUUUACACCCAGAGGAGCAGACAGCCUACACAGAGUGAAAUUGUAAGUUUGAUGUCACUGUGUGGUAAAACUCAAAGGCAGAUCGAGACCUGGUUCAGACUUCGUAGGAACCAAGACAGACCAUGUCAAACUAAGAAGUUUGGUGAGGCUGCUUGGAGGUUCUUUUUCUACCUCACAGCCUUCACUGCUGGUCUCGUCUGUUUGAUUGAUACGCCAUGGUUCUGGGACCGCAGGGAAUGUUGGAGGGGAUACCCAGUUCAGCCCAUGGAGACAACUCAUUACUGGUACUACAUGUUAGAGCUGGGCUUUUAUGGCUCUUUACUCCUCCGGAUCUCUGUGGACAUCAAGAGGAAGGAUUUUAAAGAACAGGUGAUUCAUCAUCUGGCCACCAUCUUCCUGCUCAGCUUCUCCUACUGUGUCAACUACAUUCGUAUUGGGACCUUGGUCAUGCUGCUCCAUGACUCCUCUGACAUCCUGCUGGAGUCGGCCAAGAUGUUUAACUACGGCUCUGGCUGGAGAAGAACAUGUGACACACUGUUUGUUGUGUUUGCUGUUGUCUUCCUUGUGACUCGACUGGUAGUUUUCCCCAGCAAAAUCAUCCAUACCACCCUGGUGCUGUCCAUGGAGGUGUUUGAACCUUUUGUUGGCUACUAUUUUUUCAAUGUCCUGCUGAUGGUGCUGCAGGCUCUUCACAUCUUCUGGGCUGGUUUGAUCUUACGCAUGGUCUACAAGUUCCUGAAAGGCAAGCUGGAAAAAGAUGAGCGCAGCGAUGAAGAGAGUGAGGACGUUGAGGAUGAAGAGGACAGUAAAGGGGAAGAAGUAAAUAAGGAUCAAGGAGGCGAUUACUGUUGGGAGAAAAGUAAAGACUCCCUGAACUCAAAACUGUCUGUGCUGACCAACAGUUGUGUCCUAAAUAACUUAACCAACCACAGGGCGUCUAUAGCUGACAGAAUGCGGAAAGCUCAAUAAAGUCUACAGUAUUCUGAUAACAGGAAGUUGAACUAUCUCACUGUUUCAGUGAUGCCUUACACAUUGCAUGGAUGAUAUCUUUUACGCUCUCUACAGUUCCUGAAUCAGAUCAUAUUUCAUUUUUACUGAGAGCAAAGCUAAGCGAGUAAAGCUGCGAGAGUCUACUCAUUAGUCCUUGUAAAAUGCUCACACAGGAGAGGAGAAAUGUAAUCCAUUGAUCUCUGGGUUAUGGGUCCAGCAUGCUUCCAAUGCACAACUCUAGUCACCCCUGAAGGGACUUGAACCCACAACCUCUGGCUUGCGGGGCCAGUACAACUGGGGCUGGUGAAUAUAAACUGAGGCCUUAGUAUAAAAUUAGCAACACUGACAUUUUAGAUAGAUAGAUAGAUAGAUUGACUCUUUAUUGUCAUUGUAUACAAGGACACAACGUUUAUGGGUUGAGGAGUAGAGGAGUAGAGGAGACGGGGCGAGUGGGUGUCUCUGCGGGAUGGGAGAGGGGAGCCAACAAUCCACUGAGCUGUUUUGACGAUCCGCUGAAGAUCCUUCUUUUCUGCUUUGAUAUUUUUAAGGUCACAAUUUUAUGGAGAUGGACAGUAGUCUGUGUAUGAAGUGAAAUUAUGGAAUCUUAAAAGCGUCUAGUGCCUUGUUUGAAAAACAAUAUAAAAACAAAUAUAUAUGUGUAGAUACAAUUGUUGGAUAGGUGAUAUAGGUAAUAGGUGAUUAGGUGAUGAUAGGUAAUUUCCUAUUGUAAAAUAAUGAAGUUAUGUUAAAUAAGUUAUUUUAUACGACGGAGGAUUAGGGCCACGUUAAAAAUUGUAUUUAUUUAUUUUUAAUUUUGAGAUUAUUCUCGUAAAUUUACGAGAAUAAACUCGUAAAUUUAGAAGUUUAAAGUCAUAAAUUAAGGAGUUAGAGACCAGCCUGCGCAAAAUGAUGAAAGUGGAACUCUUAAAGUAUUUUCCUCUGCAAACAACUUCCUCCAAGUCAGAUGUGUGGUCUUGCAAGACCUGGUUUAUUCUCGUAAAUUUACAACUUUAAUCUCAAAUUUUAUUUUAUCAUUUUAUUUUUUUAAUGUGGCCCAAAUCCUCCGUCGUAAUUUUAAAUAUAGGGGAAAAUCCUCUUUUUACUUUUCUCUGUCUUGAGUCAUUACUUUGGAUUCUGUAUAAUUAUCCUAGUGUUUAAAUAACUACUCUUUUAAAUGAUAUGUUCAUAUUCAUUCCUGCCAAAAGUUUUUGUAAGCAGCCAGUUUACAGGUUUUUCACAACAGAUAGCCUACACACGUGGUAGCAGAUGAAAGACAAGGCAUGGGCAAAGGUGGUUGUUAGAAAUACAAAGUAAUUCAAUUGUUUGUAACAUCCAUUUAAUAUUUAAAUGUUAAAAAUAAAUGCAAAACAUUA